Sphaerodactylus townsendi is the source of this 3275-nucleotide messenger RNA. RefSeq names its product glucuronic acid epimerase (gene GLCE). The annotation marks the transcript as partial. Gene Ontology annotation, molecular function: heparosan-N-sulfate-glucuronate 5-epimerase activity. NCBI's taxonomy places the organism in Eukaryota, Metazoa, Chordata, Lepidosauria, Squamata, Sphaerodactylidae. Gene Ontology annotation, biological process: heparan sulfate proteoglycan biosynthetic process. The record is from RefSeq and is a predicted model, not a curated record. The transcript is spliced from 2 exons. Gene Ontology annotation, cellular component: Golgi apparatus.
GUGUGCCGCUGUCCACCCAGUGGGGGCCUCAAGGCUAUUUCUACCCCAUCCAGAUUGCUCAGUACGGCCUCAGCCAUUACAGCAAGAACCUCACUGAGAAGCCUCCUCACGUAGAGGUGUACGAAACGGCCGAGGAGCGGGACCAAAGCGGCCGUCUGGGCGACUGGACCAUCCCCAAAGGCUGCUCCAUCACCACCUUGCCUGACAAGUCCAGAUUCACCAACGUCAAGCAGUUUGUUGCUCCAGAAAACUCCGAGGGGGCCUCCCUGCAGCUGGGAAACUCGAGGGACUUCAUCAUUUCCUUUGACCUCAAAUUUGUAACGAACGGAAGCGUUUCGGUGGUUCUGGAGACGACCGAAAAGAACCAGGUCUUCACGGUGCACUACGUUACGAACUCUCUCUUGGUCGCUUUCAAGGACAGGAGCAUCUCCUACGGCAUCGGGCCCAGGACUAGUUGGAGCACGCUCACUCGAGACCUGGUGACGGACCUGAGGAAGGGGGUGGGCCUCUCGAACACGAAAGCGGUCAAGCAGACCAAGAUCAUGCCCAAGAGGGCGGUGAGGCUGGUGGUAAAAGGGAAGGGCUUUCUGGACAACGUCACCAUCUCCACUACGGCCCACAUGUCCGCUUUUUUUGCUGCUAGCGAUUGGCUGGUGAGGAACCAGGACGACAAGGGCGGGUGGCCAAUCAUGGUGACUCGGAAGCUGGGGGAGGGCUUUAAGUCUUUGGACCCGGGCUGGUACUCUGCUAUGGCACAAGGGCAAGCUAUCUCUACCCUAGUCAGAGCCUACCUGUUGACCAAGGACCACACAUUCCUCAACUCCGCUUUGCAAGCAACUGCACCUUACAAGCUCUUGUCGGAGCAACGCGGCGUGAAGGCCAUCUUCAUGAACAGACACGACUGGUACGAGGAAUAUCCCACUUCGCCCAGCUCCUUUGUUUUGAACGGAUUCAUGUACUCCCUGAUUGGACUGUACGACUUAAAGGAAACUGCAGGGGAGAAGCUAGGCAGAGAGGCCAAGCUCCUGUACGACCGGGGCAUGGAGUCCCUCAAGGCGAUGCUUCCGCUGUACGACACGGGUUCGGGAUCCAUCUACGACCUCCGUCACUUCAUGCUCGGCACGUCUCCCAACUUGGCCCGGUGGGACUACCACACCACCCACAUCAACCAGCUCCAGCUGCUCGGCACGAUCGACGAGUCGCCCGUCUUCAGAGAGUUUGUCAAGAGGUGGAAGACUUACCUGAAAGGGAGCCGGGCCAAGCACAACUGAGCCGAGCCGAGCCGAGGGGCUGAAAAAGGUCUUUCUCCAGGCCGGUCUGCUGGCGAAUGGCCGUCUUUCCACCAAAACGUUCAACAAGGUGGGGUGCGUGUGGGGUGCGUGUGCGUCCGGCUUUUGAAAACAGAUUCUGUUUCGAAGAAGUGGUCCUUAAAACCCAGUCUUUUUAACCGAUUGCAUUCCAGUGGAAAAUACUUGAGUGUGGGAAGCAAACGUUCCCAGCGCCAUCCCGGUCCCAGAUUGUUUAUCCUAGGCAGAGUUGCUCCAGUUUAAGCCCACAGUGAGUCUGAACGGGAGGGAGUGCCCCUGCCUUAGGAUUGCGCUGUCGAUGUGUUUGCUAACCUGCUCCGCAGCAAUCUGUGGUGACGCUGCAGCGUAGCGUAAUGCGCCUGUCCUCAUGAGAGUUUCCCCCCUCCUGUAGGGGGAAAAAAAGAACGUACGGAUGGCUUUCAUCAUUCAGCGUCUGGUAGGAAAAUUAGAAUAUGGCCUCUUGAAAAUUAAAAAUAGAAUUAUUUCUAUUUGCAGCAGCAUUGGGGGGGGGGGGGGGAAAUGUCUGCAAGACACCUCUGCCUGCUUGGAACCCAGAGAGUGGGACGGCGUCCUUCUUUUUGAGGGAGGAAGGGCAGUUUUUUAAAUACUUUUGUUUCCUUCUGGGGAAAUUCAGAGCUAUUUGUUUAAAAAUAAUUAAGUACUUUAAAUGCUUCGUUUAUUUGAAGAUGUGCAAACGGGGGAAAUUGUCGUGCCAUUUGGGAUUCUCUGUGAAGCUCCGCAGAGGGACCGCCGACAGCGGCCGGAACUGCCAAAGAGUCUGCUGGUGCCCUUGCGCAGUUCCCCGCUCUUUGUCCGAGAGAGGCGCUCUGUGGAUCUUGCCCACUGGCGAGGGCGGGCUUUGCUCUUCUAAGCACAAAGGCAGCUGACUGCACAAAAGACGGCCACCUCGUCUCCAACUAGCUGGUUCCAGAGCCAGAGUUUCAAGCUUAGUCUUUCCAGUUGUUGUAAGCAAACCAAAUUUUAUUCAUAAGUGGGGUUCUGCUGACCCCUGAGUUUUUCCACAGCGCUGGGAUCUUGCAAGUGCUCCUCUGUGUUUUGUUUUUGUGAAUGGCUGGGGGGUGGGGGGCAGUUUGAGGCUUGUAGCUGACUGUAAAUCAUGCCUCCCCUGCCUUCGCUCCGUGGUGCAGGCCGACAGCACCGGCCGCUUCCCCCCUUUGGCUUGGCCCAGUGUUUGUCAUGGUGACCCAAGCAAAGGCUGGCCAAGGGCCAACCCAUUGGGCGUCCAGAGGGCCUGUGUGGUCCCCACAUGUGGAUGCUCCCCUCUCUGGCUACGAUGUGCUUGGGGAAGCCCUCUCUCGCGGCGCUCCAGGCUGUUCAGUGGAGCUCCCGUUAAUAUGAUUGUCUAGAAACUUGCUUUGGAAGUCUUCUGUUGCUGCUGGUUGGAAAUGCCUUUGCCGUCUCUUUCUCCCAUUCUCUCUCAGAUGUCCUGCAUUUUGGCCAUUCCCUCUUGAUCUGCAGCCUCUGAGGAAGUGAAGGUUUGGGGGAUCCAAGCAGACAGCUGUAGAGAGGUCCGGCGGGUAUAAAUCUGAAAGGUGCCCUUCGCCGGGAGGAGCAAGCGCAGCAUGCUGGGCCAUGGGCUGAUGCAUCUGCAAAUCGCUUGGCUGCUCACCAAAGCACAAACCCCGGUCAGAUCCACGCACGUUGUUAUUGGCAGCUGUUCCUUUCCUUCUCAUAUUGUGACGGACCACAAUUGCUGACAUCUCUGCAUCACUCUGGAAAGGGCACAGGCCAGUGAUCCGGGGGGGGGGGGUGUCCCAUAAAGCACUUCUGGAGACGGAAGAGCCAAAUGGUUCCCGUUAACUUCCUGUUCCCGAGAGGGCCCCUGCCCUCCCACGAGAGCGGCAUUGCAAGGUGGCAUUUGGGGCCUCGGCAGAAAGGGGCAGCCAUGAAAAGCCUUCUGCGCCGUUUGCUCUGUUAGCAGGAAUGCUUAGUGCAGUGGUGGCGAAC